CACCUUUCAUUGAAUACGGACGUUUGGCUGGCUGUCGUUCCGCGCCGUGCGCCAUUCCUUUUUGUGUUUAGUUGCGUUUGUCAUGAAGCAUUUUCUUGUGUGGCCGUAAGGGUUUCGAAAGUUUGACGCCACAGCGAAAAGGAAAAAAUCUAGAAUUUAGGACCAACAGCUUGGAACGCAGUGUAGUCAUGGCACAUAACUACAUUGUGACCGCUCAAAAGCCGACGGCCGUGACGGCUUGCGUAACCGGGAAUUUUACGACUCCUUCGCACUUAAACCUCAUUGUGGCGAAAAGUUCCAGAUUGGAAAUAUAUCUUGUGACACCGGAAGGAUUACGACCGAUUAAGGAGAUUGGCAUCAAUGGAAAAAUUGCGGUCAUGAAACUUUUUCGUCCUGCGGAAGCUACGAAAGACCUUAUUUUCAUUCUAACCCAUCGUUACAAUGCAAUGAUUUUGGAAUGUGCAGUUCAAGGUGAUGAUAUUGAAAUUAUUACGAAAGCCCACGGCAACGUCGCGGAUCGCGUUGGUAAACCAGCCGAGACAGGAAUUUUAGCUGUCAUUGAUCCAAAAGCACGCGUUAUUGGUAUGCGAUUGUAUGAGGGUUUGUUCAAGAUUAUCCCGCUGGAUAGGGAUACACACGAACUUAAAGCUACCAGCCUGCGAAUGGCCGAGAUGAACGUACAGGAUGUGGAAUUUUUGUACGGAACACAGCAUCCGACGUUGAUCGUAAUUCACCAGGAUUUAAAUGGGCGUCAUAUUAAAACGCAUGAGAUAAAUUUAAAAGAUAAAGAUUUUACAAAGAUAGCUUGGAAGCAGGAUAAUGUUGAAACUGAAGCGACAAUGUUGAUUCCGGUUCCGGUCCCGCUGGGGGGAGCAAUUGUUAUCGGUCAGGAGUCUGUAGUCUAUCAUGAUGGCGAUAGUUACGUCGCGGUUGCUCCUGCUAUCAUUAAGCAAAGUACCAUAAACUGUUAUGCUAGAGUUGACAGUAAAGGUUUUAGAUAUCUACUGGGAAAUAUGAUAGGAAAUCUGUUUAUGAUGUUUUUGGAAACAGAAGAAAAUAGCAAGGGUCUAAUUAGUGUAAAGGACAUUAAGGUAGAGUUGCUGGGUGAAAUAACCAUUCCUGAAUGUAUCACCUAUCUAGAUAAUGGAGUCCUCUUCAUUGGAUCUCGACACGGCGAUUCCCAGCUUGUAAAACUAAACACCACCGCUGGAGAUAACGGAGCUUAUGUGACUGUCAUGGAAACAUUCACAAAUCUUGCUCCAAUCAUAGACAUGUGCAUCGUUGAUCUUGAAAGGCAAGGACAAGGACAAAUGAUCACUUGCUCUGGAAGUUAUAAAGAAGGAUCAUUGCGUAUUAUUCGGAACGGUAUCGGCAUUCAGGAACAUGCGUGUAUAGACUUGCCUGGUAUCAAAGGAAUGUGGGCUCUGCGAGUUGGUAUCGACGACAGUCCUUUUGAUAACACACUAGUUCUUUCUUUCGUUGGUCAUACCCGGAUUUUGACUCUUUCCGGAGAAGAAGUGGAAGAAACAGAAAUUCCAGGUUUUAUGAGCGAUCAACAGACUUUCUACUGUGCCAAUGUGGAUUAUGGGCAAAUUAUUCAGGUUACUCCGCUCACAGCUCGGUUGAUCCAGUGUGACAACAAAUCCAUGAUUUGUGAGUGGAAACCUCCGGAUGAUAAGAGAAUUGGUGUGGUCGCUUGCAAUUCCUGUCAACUGGUAUGUGCAACUGCGCGGGACAUAUACUAUAUAGAAAUCGAAGCUGGUAAGCUGGUUCAUAUCAGUACCGUUACCUUGGAUUACGAAGUGGCUUGUCUGGACAUAUCCCCGUUGGAUGAAAAUGCAAGCCGUUCAGAGUUGGUGGCUGUUGGCUUAUGGACGGAUAUUUCGGCUUGCAUCUUGCGCUUGCCUAAGUUGGAAUUCGUGCAUACGGAAAAACUAGGAGGAGAGAUUAUCCCGCGAUCCAUCCUGAUGGCCUGCUUCGAGGGUAUUGUCUAUUUGUUGUGUGCUUUGGGUGAUGGUUCCAUGUUUUAUUUCGUGUUGGAUAAGCAUACGAACCGGUUGACCGAUCAGAAAAAAGUUACACUUGGAACGCAGCCGACAAUUCUCAAGACGUUCCGCUCGUUAUCAACGACAAACGUAUUCGCUUGUUCGGAUCGACCGACAGUUAUCUACAGCUCAAAUCAUAAGCUAGUUUUUUCAAAUGUUAACCUUAAAGAGGUCAAUCAUAUGUGCUCGUUAAAUGCCGAAGCCUAUCAAGACAGCUUGGCUCUUGCAACAAAGAACUCAGUUAUACUCGGAACGAUCGAUGAAAUCCAGAAACUUCAUAUUCGCACCGUGCCGCUUGGGGAGUCACCCCGAAGAAUCGCUUACCAAGAAGCUUCGCAAACAUUCGGAGUCAUCACGGUAAGGAUGGAUAUUCAGGAUUCUAGCGGAUUAACUCCGUCGCGACAGAGUGCUUCAACACAGACAUCUAAUGUGACUUCUUCGAGUAAUAUGGGUCUUUUAAAACCGGGUGCCAGUAAUACUGAAUUUGGUCAGGAAGUAGAAGUGCACAACUUACUCAUCAUAGAUCAAAACACGUUCGAAGUUUUGCAUGCCCAUCAGUUCAUGCAAACGGAGUAUGCAAUGUCGCUAAUUUCUGCCAAAUUGGGCAACGAUCCAAACACGUACUAUAUUGUGGGAACAGCGUUGGUUAAUCCAGAAGAACCAGAACCAAAAAUAGGAAGAAUCAUCAUCUAUCAUUAUGCAGAUGGAGCGCUCACACAAGUUAGUGAGAAGGAAAUAAAGGGCGCCUGCUACUCCUUAGUAGAGUUCAACGGUCGGGUUUUGGCCAGUAUCAAUUCUACAGUACGACUAUAUGAGUGGACUGACGACAAAGAUUUACGACUUGAAUGCAGUCAUUUCAAUAACGUCUUGGCACUGUAUUGCAAAACAAAGGGUGAUUUCAUUUUGGUUGGUGAUCUUAUGCGAUCGAUUACACUGUUGCAGUAUAAACAGAUGGAGGGCAGUUUUGAGGAGAUCGCUCGUGAUUAUCAACCUAACUGGAUGACGGCAGUAGAAAUAUUGGACGAUGAUGCGUUUCUUGGAGCGGAUAACAGUAAUAACUUGUUCGUUUGCUUGAAGGAUGGUGCGGCAACCACCGAUGACGAGCGACAGCAAAUGCCCGAAGUGGCCCAGUUUCACCUGGGUGACAUGGUAAACGUGUUCCGCCAUGGAUCCCUCGUUAUGCAAAACAUCGGUGAACGAACGACACCAACCACCGGAUGUGUGCUCUUUGGAACAGUCAGUGGAGCGAUUGGUCUUGUUACCCAAAUACCACCCGAUUAUUACGAGUUUCUGAGAAAGCUGCAGGACAAUCUGACGCUCACGAUAAAAUCGGUGGGUAAAAUUGACCAUUCGUACUGGCGCAGUUUCCACACCGAAAUGAAGACGGAAAGAUGCGAAGGAUUUAUUGAUGGCGACCUAGUGGAAAGUUUUCUCGAUCUCGGCCGGGAGAAGAUGCACGAGGCGGCAAUUAGCCUGCAGAUUGACGUAGAUGGAUCUAAAAAGAAAGCUUCGGUGGAUGAUAUAAUUAAAAUCGUAGAAGACCUUACGAGGAUACACUAAAUUUAUUAUUUACUUCAUGUGCUUUGAAAUUGGCUGUACGAGUCAAGUUCGAUGGAGAUAAAUGACUCGAAAAACAUAAAAAACCAGGCUAUCCGCUGUUUUAUUUGGAGAAGAAUUGCUAUCGUCCAUCAAUACCAUUGGAGGAACCGAGCCUUGUUUACACUUCCCAAACAAGGUAAGCUCAAACGUUCAAUUUUUUUGAUGAUAACUUAUUAUUUCCUGUUUGUGAGAUAAUAAAAAUUAGGCUAGUAA
Messenger RNA from Wyeomyia smithii (pitcher-plant mosquito), 3857 nucleotides. RefSeq names its product DNA damage-binding protein 1 (gene pic). Gene Ontology annotation, biological process: proteasome-mediated ubiquitin-dependent protein catabolic process; DNA repair. Bases 189 to 3605 code for a protein of 1138 amino acids. Lineage: Eukaryota; Metazoa; Arthropoda; Insecta; Diptera; Culicidae. Gene Ontology annotation, molecular function: protein binding; nucleic acid binding. The transcript is spliced from 8 exons. The record is from RefSeq and is a predicted model, not a curated record. Gene Ontology annotation, cellular component: nucleus; site of double-strand break.